AAAGGCCCUCCACUUUUUUGUAUCCCUCGACUCUUUCUCUAUUCCCAUUCCCCACCCAAACCCCAAUUUGCAUAAACCUCAUGUUUCAAUCAUAAUCACCCAUAACACCACCAUCAUCAUCUCUCUCUUGUAUAAUCUAGUGAGAGAAAAUCAACAAUGCCAUCAAUUCUCAAGAAACCCUAACUACCAAGAUUUGUUUGAACCCAUCCCAAUGGACCUCACCACCACCAAAAUCCCUGAAAAUGGAACCCCACCAAAGAGCCAACCAAACAAGUCCUUAACCUUCAGCAACGGCGCACUCAAAAGACGCAACUACCACUACCACCACCACCACCACCUGACACCAGGCCCACCGCCGCAGCCGCGGGCCGCGGCGGUGGUGACAUACAAAGAGUGUCUGAAGAACCACGCAGCCAGCAUAGGUGGCCACGCGGUGGACGGCUGCGGAGAGUUCAUGCCCUCCCCCACCGCCACCCCCACAGACCCCACCUCGCUAAAAUGCGCCGCGUGUGGUUGCCACCGCAACUUCCACCGCCGUGAACCGGACGACCACCACACCAAAACCACCCUCACCACCGCCACCCACUUCCUCGAAUUCCGCAACCACCCCCACCGUCCUCAGUCACCACCCCUUGGCGGCGCCUCCGCCUCACCCUCCCCCUCCCCCUCCCCCUCCCCAUCCCCACCACCACCACCACCCUUGCACUACUCAUCAGCUCCCCACAUGUUACUCGCCCUCAGCACCGCCCUACCUGAUGACCCACCGGCAAUGAACCACCACCACCACCCAGUAUCUCCGCCACCGCCGCCGGCUACGGCGGCGCACCCAAGUGGGCGAAAGCGGUUUCGGACCAAAUUCAGCAGAGAACAGAAGGAGAAGAUGUUUUCAAUGUCUGAGAAAUUGGGUUGGAAGAUGCAAAAGUGUGAUGAAUCAUUGAUUGAAAAUUUCUGCAACGAAGUUGGGAUUGGUAAGAGUGUUCUCAAGGUUUGGAUGCACAAUAACAAGAACACUUUUGGCAAGAGAGAGACCAACACCACCACCACCAACAACAAUUAUGCUAAAGCUGGCUUUGAUAACAGCAAUGGCCAAAACACCAACACAAACAACAAUAGUCAAUACCAUAACCAUCGCGAGAGUAGUGGUGUUCAUCUUAAUGUUUCCACUGAUGGGUCUUCUUCUUCAUCUUGAUUUGUAGUGAGAGAAAAGUAAGAGAGAGUGGGUUAGAGAGAGAAAGGGGAAUAGAUCGAGUACUGGUGAUAUUAGUACGACUUGCUUUCUGUUCCCAUUUCUCUUGUUCUGUUGAUCGUGCAGUUAAUUGAAUGCUAAUCUUUGUAAAUGGUGGAGAGAAAGGGAAGAGAGAAUUAUAAUUCCUUUCCUUUUGAGGAAUACUAUUUUUGUUAAUUUUCUGUUAUCUUUUUUCUCUAAAAAAAAAGGUACUUCCAUCUUUCAUU
Cornus florida is the source of this 1452-nucleotide messenger RNA. RefSeq names its product zinc-finger homeodomain protein 9-like. Gene Ontology annotation, biological process: regulation of DNA-templated transcription; regulation of developmental process. The coding region runs from base 212 to 1189 and encodes 325 amino acids. Gene Ontology annotation, cellular component: nucleus. The transcript has a single exon. The record is from RefSeq and is a predicted model, not a curated record. NCBI's taxonomy places the organism in Eukaryota, Viridiplantae, Streptophyta, Magnoliopsida, Cornales, Cornaceae. Gene Ontology annotation, molecular function: transcription cis-regulatory region binding; DNA-binding transcription factor activity.